GUCUUGUGGUUGCAAUUGUUAUCUUGCCUGCGUAGUUAAGUUUCCAUUUCUGUUGUCCAGAUGGCUCUUAAAAUGUACAAGCUUACUGGUGAAGAAAGAUUCUUGCUCUGGGCCGUUUGCGCUGUGUAUUUGCAGAUUUCAUGUGGCAAUGGUGAGGAGAACCUUUUCCGCAUGGCAGAAGGGCUACUUAAAAAACAUAUUUCUUCUUAUGGUUUGCAUGAGCUAGAAGCUCUUAAGGUUUACCUGAAACUGUUGGAAGAGCAACAAAAAUUUGGAGAUGCAUUGGAGAUUCUUAAUGGACAAUUAGGCUCACUUAUGACGAGUGAAGUAGAUAAACUACAACUGCAGGGGAGGCUUCUUGCUAAGCUUGGAGAUUAUGCUGGUGCAACAAAUGUAUUUUGCAAAGUAGUGGAAUUACGUCCUGAUGACUGGGCUUGCUUCCAGCGUUACCUUGGAGGUCUACUGGAGGAUGGUAGGUUUUUCACCAAAAUGUCUGGUGCCGUGCAUCCCUAUACCAAGCAGCAGAAUUUAAGCUUAUCUGAGGAAGUUUUUGAUUCACGUAUAUCAAAUGCUGUGACCCUUGUAGAGAAAUUAAUGGCUAAGCAUGAACAAAGUAUUCCAAGAUGUUUAUACUUAGCAAAAGUUGAAAUUGGAAGGAUUAAACUUCUGUUUGGGAGAGGAGAUGCUGAUGUAAUAGUUGAAGAUCUAGUGCAGUAUUUUAUGAGGUUUGGUCACUUCGGUUGCUUAAUGUCAGAGAUUACAAUGUUAGUUGAAGUUCUUGAUCAUGAUAGAAAGAGCUUGCUAUUGAAGAAAUUAUUGGAGUGUUGUGACGCUAGCAACAACUUACCAAUUAAAGCACUUGGGCAGUCAAUUUCUAUUCUGAAACUUCGGGACAUGAUUGACGACAACAUGCAAACUCUUUCGAUUGAGGACCUUAAAGACCAGGCUUCUCAGGUGAUUGAAAAGUUCUUGAAUGCAACAGAUGCAGAGGGAAACAAGUAUCGUAAUGAUCUGUUGGGAGUGGCAUCUAAGACUUUGAUCAAGCUUUUCCAACGCACAGGAGAUCUUGGUUAUUUGAUUGAGUCAACUAUGCUGCUGGAGUUCGGUUUGCUUAUCCGAGGGAAUGUGGACAUGUAUAAGUUUGUAUUGAUGCGGGUAUACUCCUGUUGGAACUCUCUUCCAUUAGCUUUCGAGUGCUAUAAAUACGUGGACAUGAAAAAAGCAUUUCUGAGCUCAAUAAGUCAGUAUAUUGUAUCACAGAUUAUAAUAGCUGUUUUGUGGCCCGAAAUGGAUGAUUUCAUUGGGGCCUUCAUGAAAUUUAUGGAUGAUGAGCUUAAAGAAUCUGCAGACCGAACAUUCCUUGCAUAUUACAGCAGGAACUAUUCCCAUGCGCUUAGAUUUGUCCAAAAUAGUGAUAAACUGCUGCAUUCCGUUCUGUACUCCAUGCUGAGGAUUGAAGUGCCUAUUUUACAGCUGAAGAAGAAUUCCAAUAAUAUUGAAGUCUUGAAGGAGAAGUUAGAGAUUACAGAAUGGGGCGUUGCCUGUCUUGGGGUAGCAACUGGGAUCAUAAGCAAACCUAUGGCCACUUCACAGGACUUGAAGCGGCAUCCUUGCUGGACACCAACUAAUAGUAAAAAAAUCAUGUUGGGUCUAUUUGAAGGGGCAUCACAUUUUCCACGAGAAAGCAGGGAUAAUUGUGAUUCAGAAUUAGAAGCACAUUUUCAUAAGACCUUGCUCCUGCGAUCCCUUAUUCCACGGUUGCUUUAUUUGUCAUUGCGUUCUGCUUCAGAGUCAAUAGAAGAUAUUAUUGAAGUUGAUGAAUUAGUUCUUAAUUCGAAUCUCUCCACAGAGCUCAAAACUCUGCUGGAACGCUUUGCUCGAACCUUGGAAUUUCCUUUCUUGAAUGCCGUUGAACUGAUUCUUGGAGUUUCCAUAAGUCAGAAAUCUUUUGAGGAACUAGAGCCAGAUGUCUCUUUGUGGAUGAGUUUUGCUGUAUUUCUGAAUGGUUGGAAUAUGCAAUCUCAUGAGAUAAGGAUUUCCAGCACAGAGCCUUCAACCUUGAGCACCUGGCAUCUCGUAAACUCCUUGCUCAAGAAAAGUGUUGAAGAGAAGAUCAAAUCUGCAAGUCCUAUAACCACUUCUCCCGGAUACCCCUUACUUAUUCUGAUCCAGCUUGUGACCGAACCUUUAACCUGGCAGGCUGUAAUCCUCCAGUCAUGCGUUGCCUCCAUUCUCGACUCCGGGGUUCUGCAAUCCUCCGAAAAGAAUUCAUUUUCCAAGUUGUUGUUAUUGUUUGAACUCCAAAAUUCAAUCAAGUCUCUCAAGGAAACACUGGCGAUGGUCGCAAAAUGGUUGAGCGAGCAAAUUACCGAGUCUGGCGACGCAAAGUUGGCCUUGCUUUCCAUGCUGGAAACAGCAGCAGCAGAUGAAACAAUUGCAGGGCCGGGCAAAACAUUCCAAACUCUUCGAUCUCGUAUCCUCAAGCAGGUGGAUGAUGAGGCAGUGCAGUCGUGGACGGGUUCUGAAGUUAUAGAGGAGCUGGUGACGGGGCAAGUACGUACGCUGUCGGAGUUUCUUUUCUUCUGUGAGUCCAAAAUUAUGAUGCUGGACAAGCUCAAUGCUUCUCUUCUGAAUCCACCGACAGAUGAUGAUGAUGAUGAAAUAUGAGUGAUGAAGAAGAGGUAAAAACAUUAAACUCUUACAAAAAAAGACAAAAACAUUAAUCUUGAUUGAUUCUUGAGUUGUCACUCUGACUGCGCUGCGCACUGAUAGAUAUUCUUUAUUCCUACACAACACACCCACCCCACCCCACCCUGCUUUGAAUAAAAGACUUGCUCCUCUUCUCUUCUCUUUUGUUCUGUUCUGUUCUGUUCUGCUCUGUGCAUGAUCGAUCAUCAUCACUGUAUCUCUGCAUCUUCAUCUGCAUCCGUAUCUGUAUCUGUUAUGAAUAAGAACAGUUGACACGAUGAUGAUGAUGCAUUUACUACUACUAGUUGUACUUUAAUGAAUGGGCACUCUAGUCUAGUCUA
This is a messenger RNA of Andrographis paniculata, 3029 nucleotides long. Its product is annotated as N-terminal acetyltransferase B complex auxiliary subunit NAA25-like. The record is from RefSeq and is a predicted model, not a curated record. NCBI's taxonomy places the organism in Eukaryota, Viridiplantae, Streptophyta, Magnoliopsida, Lamiales, Acanthaceae. The coding region runs from base 61 to 2667 and encodes 868 amino acids. The transcript has 16 exons. Gene Ontology annotation, cellular component: NatB complex; cytoplasm. Gene Ontology annotation, biological process: N-terminal peptidyl-methionine acetylation. Gene Ontology annotation, molecular function: protein-N-terminal amino-acid acetyltransferase activity; protein binding.